CUAUUAGUUCUCUUCCAUAAAAAACAUAACAAUGACUUCUUGUGCACUCGGAAAUGUUUUCUCGAAAACCAAGGAGACCGCCAGGAUUGUAAUUAUCGGCGCUGGUCCCUCUGGUAUUGCUGCUGCCACCAAACUCCUAGAGCAAGGAUUUCGCAAUGUCCAGCUUUACGAAGCGGAGGAUCGCAUUGGUGGCAGAAUCAAAACUGUGCCCUUUGCUGAUAGCUUCAUCGAUCUGGGUGCCCAGUGGUGUCACGGCGAGCAGGGCAAUGUGGUCUUCGAGAGAGUUAAGGACCUGGAUGUCCUAGACAGAACCGCCGAUCAGUCCCUACACUUUGUGCGCUCCAACAAGGAGAUUCUGGACGAGAAACAGACCAACCCUCUCAAGGAAUUCGUGGACGCCUUCGAGGUGAACGCGGAUUGGGAAGGAUCCGUGGGUGAUAGCUUCACCAACCACUACUGGAACACGGUGGGAAAGGACCUAGAUCGAACCAUAGCUAAGGAGGCGCUGAGUGCCAUGAUGAAGCACAUCUGCAGCGCGGAUGCCUGCGAUCAUCUGUUCGAGCUCUCGCCCAGGAACUAUAGGAACUUUCACCUUGCCGACGGCGAUCAAAAUCUCAGCUGGCGACGAAAGGGAUUCUGGUAUUUCCUGAGUCUCCUGCUCGAGGCCAAAGAGGAUCAGCCAGGGGAUCAGGGCUGCCUCCAGGGUCAUGUUCAUCUCAACAGGAGAAUAGCCGAGAUUAAUUGGAAGGGCAACGGUGAGUUGACUCUACGCUGCUGGAAUGGAGAGAUUGUCACAGCGGAUCAUGUAAUCUGCACCGUCUCCCUGGGUGUCCUCAAGGAGAAGCAUGAGAAGCUAUUUGUUCCAGAUCUUCCCUUGGCCAAAGUGCGAGCCAUUGAGGGACUCAAGCUGGGCACCGUCAACAAGUUCAUAAUGGAGUUUGAGAAGCAUCCGUUCCCGGAGAAUUUGAAUAAUGUGGCCAUACUCUGGCUGGAGGCUGAUCUCCUGGAGCUGCGUGGCUCGGAAUUCUUCUGACUGGAGAGCGUCUGUAGCUUCCAUCGCGUGGACAGGCAGCCCACUUUGCUGGAGGGUUGGAUUAUUGGUGCCCAUGCCCGGUAUAUGGAGACUCUGGGAGAGGAGAAGGUCCUGGAGGGUCUCUUGUGGCUUUUCCGAAAGUUCUUCACCUUCGAUGUGCCCCGGCCGAAGCACUUCAUCCGCACGCAAUGGCAUUCUAAUCCCAACUUCCGUGGUAGCUAUAGUUUCUAUCCCACUUAUGCCGAUGAUCUGCGGACAGGACGCACGGAUCUAGCUUCACCUUUGGUGGAUGUGACAAAUGGCAGACCAAGAGUGCAGUUUGCCGGUGAGGCCACCAGUGGGAAUCAUUGGUCUACGGUCCAUGGAGCCACUGAGUCAGGAUGGCGAGAGGCAGAGCGUCUUGUGGAUUUCUACAAGGCCAAGGCUCAGAAUUAAAUCCUGAAAAUUUAACUUAUUGGAAAAGUGAGCAAAAAAAUUG
Messenger RNA from Drosophila kikkawai, 1511 nucleotides. Its product is annotated as spermine oxidase. The record is from RefSeq and is a predicted model, not a curated record. Gene Ontology annotation, molecular function: polyamine oxidase activity. NCBI's taxonomy places the organism in Eukaryota, Metazoa, Arthropoda, Insecta, Diptera, Drosophilidae.